Messenger RNA from Cylicocyclus nassatus, 508 nucleotides. The record is from the annotation of a GenBank genome assembly. NCBI's taxonomy places the organism in Eukaryota, Metazoa, Nematoda, Chromadorea, Rhabditida, Strongylidae.
GCGCGCCUAACGAGCGCGAGGGAAGCUCGAAGACGAACCGAACAAAACAUUCGCGAGUUCGAAGAAGAGCUCACUCGUCGCUAAGGUCGGCGCCGCAAUAAGUCGCCGGGAGUAUCGCGGUAAAACUCGCAGGCUUUUCAACUGAGGCGAUACAGUUUUCAUGCUUAUCAAGUACAGUCUCACAUUCGAAGCGGAAAUUAAUCUUGUUUGUGAGCCGAACUGAGCCUCGAUCUAUGUAUAAAAAGAGAUGGUCCGCGAAUGGAGUCCAAACGCAGCAGUGCCACUCCACGUAAUCAGUUUUCCCUUGCGCAGUCUCCUAUUCUACUUUUGUAUUUUUGUAUGCGCUUUCAAAUCACUUUGUAUGCUUGCCAUAUGCGCUUUUUUAUAGCAGUGCCUUCCUUUUACAGUAGCUAUAAAGCAUAUUGUCGCCACUGUUACGUACCACUAUAUUAUGCAUUCCAUAAUUUUGAUGUAGUUUAAUUACCCAUGUUUGAGAUAAAUUGUGCGC